Messenger RNA from Pseudomassariella vexata, 3111 nucleotides. RefSeq lists its product as uncharacterized. Lineage: Eukaryota; Fungi; Ascomycota; Sordariomycetes; Amphisphaeriales; Pseudomassariaceae. Gene Ontology annotation, molecular function: protein binding. Gene Ontology annotation, biological process: cell redox homeostasis. The transcript is spliced from 2 exons. The annotation marks the transcript as partial. The record is from RefSeq and is a predicted model, not a curated record. Gene Ontology annotation, cellular component: mitochondrion; cytosol.
AGCGAUUCCCAAGACCACGACAGGUCGUUACCGUCCAGAACCACCGCCGAUAUCCUCAGUGACGUCUACCGGGGCAUCCGGAAGGCCAUCCCGUCGCGCGAAGACUCGGUCAAGCUCAGCAGGGCACCGUCUCGACUUGCUUUGAAAGCCUUCUCUUCGGGUUCCAACAGUCCGAGCCUGGUUCCGGGUUCGGGUUCGGGUUCGGGUUCGGGUCCCGGGACGCCAGUCCAUCGCACAUACACACCCGAGCCUUCGCAGCAUGCUCGGAACACAAGCCUGCAGAGCAGUCUCGAGAAACCGCUUCCAGAACCGCCACCGGAACCUUCGCCGGCGAGCCCGUUGACACCGCUCGCGUCGGCUCACAUAGCGCAAGCUCAAGUCCAGAGCCUGAGCACGAUAGCCGAUACUGAAUACGAAGCCGACAUGGACAGUCGAACGAGCACCAUGGAUUCCACCACAUCCAUGCCGCCACCCAGCAGCCAGAUGUAUCAGGGUCUUGAUUUGAGCAGUAGUCAGAACAGCCUGGCGAGUUCUUCGCGGGCAGACGAAAGAGGAGAGAGCCAGGGUCAGAACAGUCAGAAGGACACCUCGACCCCGCGAAGCAACGGACCGCUUUCCGCUGGGCCAUCUCCACCGGCGGCCUCGACAACGACAAAUCGAACGCCUCAGAUGGGCCAGGCCGUCGGUACGCCUUCCACAUCGGGCUCUUCCACACAUCUCUCGGGCCUGAUGUGUAAUGUUCAUCGAACCACGGGUCGCGAACCUCAUCCGUUGGUGGGCGCUACCACAACGAUAGUGGGCGAUAAGUUAUACGUUUUUGGUGGUAGAAUAUUGUCACGCAGUCGACCUGCUCCUCUGACAUCAGAUUUGUAUGAGUUGGAUUUGAUACGAAGACAUUGGACAAAAUUAGAGACUUCCGGCGACAUUCCCCCGCCUCGAUACUUUCACUCGAUGUGUGCUCUGGGUGAUACCAAGAUGGUGUGCUAUGGAGGCAUGUCACCGUCCGCCACCCAGCCGCCCUCGGGGAAUCCGGACGGUCCAGAAAUCGCUGUCAUGUCGGACAUUCACAUCUACGACGUUACAACUAGGAAAUGGACGUAUAUUCCUACGCACGACGCACCACAAGGCAGAUACGCGCAUUGCGCGUGCAUAUUGCCGUCAUCGGCGACCUUCUCCUCCCACAAGGCCCCUCUGGCUGCGCUCCAACAUAAUCCCUCCAGCGGAAACCCUAACGAGGGCCGAAUCGGCAUUAACAUUGACGGAUCGGGCGGUGCUGAGAUGAUUGUGGUUGGCGGUCAGGACGGAGCAAACCAUUACAUCGAGCAAAUCAGCCUCUUCAACCUGCGGAGCCUCAAGUGGACCUCGACACAAUCGCUUGGUAAGUCCUGUGGCGCGUACCGUAGCGUUGUCGCACCACUUCCGCCGGCCGUCGCUGCCAAGAUUGGCAAGUCAACCCUCAACGCUCAACGACAAGAGUCGAGCAUCAGCCAGGAAGCACGAGACCCGGGUUCUUCCAUGUUGAUCUACUCCAACUAUAACUUUUUGGAUGUCAAAUUGGAACUUCAGAUUCGCGGUACGGAUGGCUCUUUGGCCGAGAAGCCUAUGUUGGGGCCAUACUCACCACCCGGUUUGCGCUUCCCUAAUGGGGGAGUCAUCGAUUCGUACUUUGUCGUGAGCGGAACGUACCUCACGAGCUCGAAGCAAGAGUACGCUCUGUGGGCACUGGAUCUGAAGACCUUGACGUGGUCACGUAUAGACGCCGGUGGAAGCGUGUUCAGCCAAGGGAGUUGGAACAGGGGAAUUCUUUGGAGUCGGAGAAACACAUUCGUCAUCUUGGGUAACCGUAAGAGGAGCCUUGUUGAUGAUUACAACCAUCGUCGGAUCAACUUCUCAAACGUCUGCAUGGUGGAACUCGAGGCAUUUGGAUUCUAUGACAACCCCCGGAAGAGCACACCCAUGUCCGGAUUCGUAUCGGCAAGUGGCCCGUACGUUAUGCCGGGUCUUAGUCUAGCAAGGAAAGCAGGCUGGACGGCAGGUGGUCGAUUUCACUCCCGAGCGGCGGAAGAACUCGGCGAGAAGGCUUUGGGUCUGCGUGAGUUGUCCGACAUGGACAUUCUGUGUAUUGGCGGAGAGCGUAUUCCGAUCAACUCGCGUAUCGUCGGUAGGCGAUGGGGUCCGUACUUUGUGCAAUUGCUUCGUGAAGGGGCGGCAACGCAGGACGGUAGUGACGCGGCAACGUUGAGGACGGCUUUCUCGACGGCCACUACGCUUGGCAACCAGCCGGGGUCUUCUGGGUCGAUGAAGCCUCCUAGUACAGCGGGUACUACGGUGUCCAACGGGCCGUCAGACAUGGCCACCAUCAACUCGGCACCUACUCCGGCUUCCCUACCACCAAACUCACGACCGCGAUGUCUUUACCUCCCACACACCUACCUCACCAUUCAGGCGUUGUUACAUUUUCUCUACACAUCCUCAUUACCGCCGCCAUCUUCGCCACUAUGCACACCACAAAUCCUCUGCUCAUUACUGCAGAUCUCCCGGCCCUACAAGGUCGACGGCCUUCUCGAGGCGGUGGUGGAGAGACUUCAUGCUCUACUCGACUCCCGAAACGCCGCAGCUGUUUUCAAUGCUACUGCCAUGGCGGCUGGUGGCGGGCGAGGUAUCGACGGCACUCUGAACCCCAACUUCUUCCUCCAGGGUGAGGCCUCUCUAUCACCAAGCUCGGUAAAUGGGCGAUCCUUCUCCAUUUCACAGUCAAGCAUCGACGGAGCGUCUAGCUCCCACAGCGGCCUGAGAAUCAACACCAGCGUCCCAGGCGCCCGACCAGGCAGCGACGAACUCAGCGCCACGGCCAGCGUCAGCGGCAGCGAAUGGAGCAGCGAGCUGGGAGAUAGCGAACGCGGCGCUGUGCGGGAGGUCUGGAGCGCCGAGUUGAGCAGUGUUAUUGGUUUGCAGAAACGUGGGCUUAGGGGGCUCAUGGAGGGCCGGAGAAUGCGCGCUACCGUCGACCGGAAUCGAGAUAACGACGGGUCGUCCCGAGGCGAACGCGGCUUGGAGAGGCAGAUGGCUGCUGAUAGGUAUAGUGGCAGGGUUGGACUGGGCAUUGCGGGU